CUCCCUUAAUCGCAAUCCCCCACCCCUAAUCACUGACCCAGUAAGCUCCUCCCACCGUCUUAACCCUGGGGACAAAACCGACCCGGGAACAGCUUGUCUACGGUAUUUCAUCCAAACCUUAUGAAGAUCGUCUAAGUAUAUCCACCAUGUCGACAAGCAAAGUAAAGAAACAGGGUGACAGUUAUCGCUAUGAAGUCACUCCCACCGAAGAUGACAAGAAAAAGAAGAAAAAGGGAAAGGAGAAGUUGGAUGAGCUUAAGCAGGAGUUAAAUAUGGAUGAGCACAAAAUACCGAUUGAAGAUUUGUAUAAAAGGCACGGAGUUGAUCCACUUAAAGGCCAUACACCAGAGAGGGCCAAAGAAAUCUUAGCACGAGAUGGGCCGAAUAUGUUAACUCCGCCGAAAACUACGCCUGAAUGGGUAAAGUUUUGUAAAGUGUUGUUCACUGGGUUCUCUCUCCUGCUGUGGAUUGGUGCCAUUUUGUGUUACAUUGCCUAUUCCAUCCAAGCAAGUCAAACAGAAAAUCCUCCAGGCGAUAACUUAUACCUUGGCAUUGUCUUAACUGCUGUCGUCGUCGUAACUGGUUGUUUCUCAUAUUACCAAGAGGCAAAGAGCUCACGUAUCAUGGACUCCUUCAAGAAUUUAGUUCCUCAGUAUGCUCUAGCUAUCCGUGGUGGUCAAAAGCUGAGUGUCCAUGCUGAAGAACUUGUGCUAGGUGAUAUUGUAGAGGUCAAGUUUGGUGACCGUGUGCCAGCUGAUAUUAGGAUCAUCUCUGCCCAUGGCCUUAAGGUGGAUAACUCAUCUUUGACUGGAGAAUCUGAGCCACAAUCUAGAACCCCUGAGUUCAGUCAUGAAAAUCCCUUGGAGACAAGAAAUCUGGCCUUCUUUUCUACCAAUUGUGUUGAAGGUACCGCAACUGGUAUUGUAGUAAAGAUAGGAGAUGACUCAGUCAUGGGUCGUAUUGCCAAUUUGGCUUCUGGUCUUGAAGUGGGAGAAACUCCAAUAGCUAAAGAGAUUGCUCACUUCAUCCAUAUCAUCACUGGUGUGGCUGUGUUCCUUGGUGUGACCUUCUUUAUCAUCGCUUUCAUCCUGGGCUAUUUCUGGUUGGACGCUGUGAUCUUUUUAAUUGGUAUCAUUGUGGCUAAUGUCCCUGAAGGUCUGCUGGCUACUGUCACUGUAUGCUUGACCCUCACAGCCAAGCGUAUGGCCAAGAAAAAUUGUCUGGUCAAGAACUUGGAAGCCGUAGAAACUCUGGGAUCCACCUCAACCAUCUGCUCUGACAAGACCGGAACCUUGACCCAGAACCGUAUGACGGUUGCCCACAUGUGGUUUGAUGGGAAAAUUGUUGAAGCUGAUACAAGUGACAACCAAGCCAGUGCUAAAUAUUCUCGGAAUGAUCCCACUUGGAUGAGCCUUGCUCGUAUUUGUAUGUUGUGUAACCGAGCAGAGUUCAAAGUCGACCAAGAAAAUGUACCAGUAUUAAAAAGAGAAUGUAAUGGCGAUGCCUCAGAGUCUGCCCUACUUAAAUGUGUUGAACUGUCUAUUGGAAAAGUGACAGAAUUCAGACGUCGCAACAAAAAAAUUGUUGAAAUUCCAUUUAACUCUACGAACAAAUAUCAGGUAUCUAUCCAUGAGACAGAAGACCCUAAUGACCCCAGGUAUUUGCUGGUCAUGAAAGGUGCCCCAGAGAGGAUCAUGGACUGCUGCUCCUCUAUACUUAUGCAUGGAAAAGACCUGCCAUUAGACGACACAUACAGGGAAGCUUUCAACACAGCUUAUUUGGAGCUUGGAAGUCUGGGAGAGAGAGUUUUGGGUUUUUGUGAUUUCAUUCUCCCCAGUAAGGAGUUCCCACCCAACUACCAGUUUGACUCAGACAAUCCAAACUUCCCCAUUACUGGACUUAGGUUUGUUGGUCUUGUGUCCAUGAUUGACCCUCCCAGAGCUGCUGUACCUGAUGCUGUGGGCAAAUGCAGGAGUGCUGGUAUCAAGGUAAUCAUGGUGACUGGAGAUCAUCCAAUCACAGCCAAGGCCAUUGCUAGAAGUGUUGGUAUCAUCUCUGAGGGUAACAAGACUGUGGAAGACAUUGCUGAAGAGAGGGGGGUCCCAGUGGAGGAAGUUAAUCCCAGGGAAGCUAAAGCAGCCGUCAUCCAUGGUGGUGAUCUAAGGGACAUGACUCCGGCUCAAAUUGAUGAGAUUUUGAUCCACCACAGUGAGAUUGUAUUCGCUCGUACCUCACCACAGCAGAAACUUAUCAUCGUAGAGGGCUGCCAGAGACAGGGGCAAAUUGUGGCCGUUACUGGUGAUGGUGUCAAUGACUCACCCGCUCUCAAAAAGGCUGAUAUUGGUGUUGCUAUGGGUAUUGCUGGCAGUGAUGUGAGCAAACAAGCUGCAGACAUGAUUUUACUUGACGAUAACUUUGCUUCCAUUGUGACUGGUGUUGAGGAGGGUAGAUUGAUCUUCGACAACUUGAAAAAGUCAAUCGCCUACACACUUACCUCCAAUAUUCCUGAGAUCUCACCAUUCUUGCUGUUCAUCCUUGCUGAUAUUCCCCUCCCUCUGGGUACCAUCACCAUCUUGUGUAUUGAUCUUGGAACUGACAUGGUCCCUGCCAUCUCUCUGGCUUAUGAACAGGCUGAACUUGACAUCAUGAAGAGAUUACCUCGUAACCCACUUAAAGAUAAACUUGUCAACGACAGACUGAUUAGUAUGGCGUAUGGCCAGAUCGGUAUGAUCCAAGCUUCAGCAGGAUUCUUCACAUACUUUGUCAUUUUGGGUGAGAGUGGCUUUUGGAUGAGCAAACUGCUUGGCAUUCGUGAGCAAUGGGACUCUCCUGGAAUUAAUGAUUUGAAAGAUUCCUAUGGACAGGAAUGGACUUACGCUCAACGCAAGAGACUUGAAUACACCUGCCACACAGCUUUCUUUGUGUCCAUUGUCAUUGUCCAGUGGGCUGAUUUGAUUAUCUGCAAGACCAGACGUCUUUCACUUUUCCAACAGGGAAUGAAAAAUAAGCACCUCAUCUUCGGCCUGUUCUUUGAGACUGCCCUAGCAGCUUUCUUGUGCUACUGCCCUGGGCUGGACAAAGGUCUUCGUAUGCAACCUCUCAGAUUCACAUGGUGGCUGGUUGCCCUCCCCUACAGUUUGGCUAUUUUCAUUUACGACGAGGUCCGCAAAUUUAUACUUAGAAGACAUCCAGGAGGUUUUGUGGAAAGGGAAACUUACUACUAGGCAUUUUUUGAAUGGCCAACGGCCUGCAUUACAAAUGUAGGUCUUUAGUCUUGUAUAUAAACAUAUGAAUGGAAUUAGCAUGGAAAUGGAUCCUGUCUAAUGACAUUUUAAGUGCUUGAAAUGAUUGUAGUUGUAUGUAAAUUUGUUAGCAUUAAGUGCGAUGCUUUUAUUUUUUAUUGUAAUUAAUGUAUUUUAAAAUCAGAUUUUUAGUGGAUUAAAAAGAUUUUAAAAAUUA
This is a messenger RNA of Physella acuta, 3459 nucleotides long. Its product is annotated as sodium/potassium-transporting ATPase subunit alpha. NCBI's taxonomy places the organism in Eukaryota, Metazoa, Mollusca, Gastropoda, Physidae. Gene Ontology annotation, biological process: sodium ion export across plasma membrane; intracellular potassium ion homeostasis; intracellular sodium ion homeostasis. Gene Ontology annotation, molecular function: ATP binding; P-type sodium:potassium-exchanging transporter activity; ATP hydrolysis activity. The record is from RefSeq and is a predicted model, not a curated record. Gene Ontology annotation, cellular component: plasma membrane.